Messenger RNA from Cajanus cajan (pigeon pea), 1256 nucleotides. Its product is annotated as ethylene-responsive transcription factor 15. Gene Ontology annotation, biological process: ethylene-activated signaling pathway; regulation of DNA-templated transcription. The record is from RefSeq and is a predicted model, not a curated record. Gene Ontology annotation, molecular function: DNA binding; DNA-binding transcription factor activity. NCBI's taxonomy places the organism in Eukaryota, Viridiplantae, Streptophyta, Magnoliopsida, Fabales, Fabaceae.
CCAAGUAUUUUGUUCAAAGCAUACCAUAGGCACAUAAGAAGAAGAGAGAAAACAUAUCUGAACUUAAUUGGUGUCUGCAUUAAGAUCCACCAAGAGAUGGAUUUUGAUUAUUCAUCUUUCUUCCAGUACCAAAACCUCAACACUAAUAACUCCUUUCUAAAUUCCUGUGUUUCUUCUUCAGAACCAUUCCCUUGGGAAGACUUUCUUCUCUUCGAUGAAGAAAACACCACCCUUAAUCCCUUCAGCAACUCACAAUCACAAAUCAAGGAAUCAUCCUCAGAUUCCAACUCUUCAGGCUCUUUGGUCAGCACUGAGUCACAAGAAGUGUCCUCCAACUUAAGUCAUCAUGCUGAUCAAGUACUGAUCAAGGAAACAACACAACCACCAAAGGAAAGUAACAAAGAGAAAAGACCCUUCAGAGGAGUGAGGAGAAGGCCAUGGGGGAAGUUUGCUGCGGAAAUAAGAGACUCCACAAGAAAUGGGGUUAGGGUGUGGAUAGGAACAUUUGACACAGCUGAGGCAGCAGCACUAGCUUAUGACCAAGCAGCUUUGUCCACGAGAGGUUCCAUGGCAGUGCUGAAUUUCCCUGAAGAAGUGGUGAGGGAAUCACUCAAAGACAUGAACAACAAGACAUCAUGGGAAGAUGGUUCCUCUCCAGUGUUGGCACUCAAGAGGAAACACACCAUGAGAAGAAAGUCCAAAACUUGUAACAAAAAGACCAAAAGGGACCAUGGAAAAGGGUUAGAGAACAUGGUUUCACAAAGUGUGCUUGUGUUGGAGGAUUUGGGUUCUGAAUACUUGGAACAACUUCUCAGCUUGACUUCUUCUGAUGCUGAACUCAUUUGCUAGUUAAUUACUUUAGUUCAUUGAUUAAUUCCUGCUGUUGAAUCUUGUUCAUUAAUUAGUUUUAACGUUAAUUCUUCAUGACUUGGUAAAUUUGUCCUUGGCAUUCGGAUCCGUCACUUUUCAUCAUCUAUCCUCUCUUGCUGAUAUGUUUUUUUCUGGUGUGGUUAUAAUGUAAUGAGAAAGGAGAAUAAUUGAAGAGUCCAAUUGUACAAACAAAAUGCCAUCAAGAAAGAUAUAUAUUUUUUUCUUCUUUCAAAUAAUAGAUGUUGAAUUGUCCAUGGUACCAUGCUUUGUUGUAUUCGAUGGGGCUCUUUAAAAAGGGGAUAGGGAAAGGAGAUGGUGAUGACUGUACUAUUAUAUAUAUAUAUAUAUAUUCUCUUUAAUCAAAACUUUGUAAAUAAAAUGUCGUA